Messenger RNA from Acomys russatus (golden spiny mouse), 873 nucleotides. RefSeq names its product GSG1 like 2 (gene Gsg1l2). The record is from RefSeq and is a predicted model, not a curated record. NCBI's taxonomy places the organism in Eukaryota, Metazoa, Chordata, Mammalia, Rodentia, Muridae. The coding region runs from base 1 to 873 and encodes 290 amino acids. The transcript is spliced from 5 exons. Gene Ontology annotation, cellular component: plasma membrane.
AUGGACAGGGUGAAGUGGCAGCGGAUACUGACCCUCCUCCCCAUCUGCCUGGCCCUCACCUUCUCCCUCACAGCCAUGGGCAGCAGCCACUGGUGUGAGGGGAUCCGGCGGACGACAAAACCACUGUGCCAGGACCUCCUUGGGGGAGUGAACUGCAUUCACUUCAGCAGGGCCAGCAGCAGCACUGGCAGAAGACAUGACAAUAGCCAGGCUGUCCAGUACAUCUGGGAGACAGGGGACGACAAGUUCAUCCAACGCAGGUUCCAUGCAGGGCUUUGGCAGUCCUGUGAGGAAAGCCUCAACAGCACAGGUGAACGGUGCAGGUGCUUUCCGGGGAUUGUGCCCACUGAGGGACAAGGAGUUUUAUGGCUCUCCAUCGGGGCUGAAAUCUUGGGUAUCAUCCUGAUGCUCACAGGUGUGGUCCUCCUGGGCUUCAGUGUGAGCUGUCACAGUCCUGGAUGCAGCUGGCUCACGGUGGACGCCUCAGUGGCCAUCCUCCUGGUGCUCGCAGGGCUCCUGGGCAUGGUGGCUCACAUGAUGUACACGACUAGUUUUCAAAUCACUGUGAACCUGGGACCGGAAGAUUGGAGGCCUCAGACAUGGGACUAUGGCUGGUCCUAUUGCCUUGCCUGGGGAUCUUUCGCCCUCUGUAUGGCCGUGUCAGUGGCAAUCAUGAGCAGAUACGCCACAGCCCACGCAGAGACGCCCAGGGCACUGAAAGGCAGCCCAUUCCCACAGCGCAACACCCCACAGCCUGGGGCUUCAAAGCAGGUUUGGCACACGGGAGCUGUUCCUCACGCUGUGGGACAAGUCUUCGUGAGUGUUGCUGGGCACUGCCCCCCAGGGGCAGGAAGCAAAGUGUCCAUGUGCUAG